Messenger RNA from Suillus subaureus, 1049 nucleotides. RefSeq lists its product as uncharacterized. The transcript has 2 exons. The annotation marks the transcript as partial. The record is from RefSeq and is a predicted model, not a curated record. Lineage: Eukaryota; Fungi; Basidiomycota; Agaricomycetes; Boletales; Suillaceae.
UUCCAAAGGUUGAUUACUAAGAAUCCUUGACUCUUGGUCUAACAGUUGGUGCUUCCGAUCCUUUUCGACUUCCGUAUGCCCUCGAGUCUCAACCUGGCUGGACUCUAUUCACAGCGAGGCAAAUCUCAAUAUCUUGUUUUCUUAGGCGUUAGGUCAUAGGAAGACAAAGUAUUAGAGUUUUCCUCCCAUACGAUACGGAUCAGCGAGGAGUCGCACAUUUUCCCUCGCCUCAGGCUGGUGUGAAGGCAAACUUCACACUCUAAAAAAUCACAGGCCAGGCCUUGGUAUCAUUUUGGACUCUACCCUGAACUCUCGUCCCAGGCAAUGGGAAUUCUGAAGGAAGGCCAAGGUCAUUUUGAGCGGUUCUGUGACCAUGUCCUCAGAAGAGAGCCUCCGGCUCGAAUUAGAGGAUCUGCACGUCGUUGACAACUUGAAUGUGUACGACCGAUUCAGCAAAGCCCAAAAGAACUUUAUUGUGUUCGCAGUGUCAUUUGCAGGCCUGCUUCCUAUGUUCAUAACUGGGAGCUUCGUUCCUUCGAUCCCCCAGAUAGCUCAUGACCUCAAUUCAACAGGUGGAGUUGUGAGGUUCCACCUUCCAACGAGAGCACCACAUUGGAACUGGCACGCGCCGAAGGCGUACGGCAGACGAUCGCAGUGCAAGCAUGAUUUGAGAUCACUUUUCCAUCGAAGCACGACUGAGUAAUGCGACCAUAUUUUCCGAACGAGCAAUGGCCCGCUUAUUGAAUUUCCAGAUGUACGUACAUUUUUAAGUAUCUGAUUUUUUCCACUGCUCGUUACUGUCAUGUCGACUUUCACUGCCUGACACGCGCUCACACCGUCGGCCGAAAACUUGAAGCACUGGACACUUCGAUAUGUUCACCGCUGGGGUAUCCCAAUUGGAUGGUGCAUGAACUGGACCGCAAAUAAGUGACCCAUGUCUUGAGUGAAUCACAUAAGGCAAAGCAAAAUCGAUUCAACGCGGUGUCGGGGAGUUUGAGCGCAAGCGCCAUUACGAUUAGAUAUACCUUGGUAGAAGAUAAUUCAAAAGA